CACAUCCUCAAAAUAAUUUCCGUUUCCGUUUACAGAGCGGCUCUCAUCGAGUAUAUACUUGGCUCAAUAACAUAAUCUACAGUCUUUUUCAAUAAAACAUUUCGAUAUCUAGCUGCUAAAAUGUUUUUGACCAGAUCAGAAUACGACCGUGGUGUAAAUACUUUUUCUCCUGAAGGUCGUCUGUUUCAAGUGGAAUAUGCAAUCGAAGCUAUAAAAUUGGGCUCAACAGCUAUAGGAAUACAAACGGCCGAGGGUGUUGUUUUAGCCGUUGAAAAAAGAGUAACUUCUCCACUCAUAGAAGCUAACAGCAUUGAAAAGAUUAUGGAAGUUGACACUCAUAUCGGUUGUGCAAUGAGUGGACUUAUCGCUGACUCCAGAACAAUGAUAGACAGAGCAAGAUUGGAAGCUCAAAACCACUGGUUUACUUACAAUGAGAGAAUGAGUGUAGAAAGUGUUACUCAAGCAGUUAGCAAUCUGGCAUUAGCUUUUGGAGAUGAUGACGCGGAUCCUGGUGCAAUGAGUCGACCAUUCGGGGUAGCUCUAUUGUUUGCCGGUGUAGAUGAAAAAGGACCACAACUGUUCCAUAUGGAUCCAUCGGGAACGUUCAUUCAGUACGAUGCAAAGGCGAUUGGAUCCGGUUCGGAAGGCGCUCAACAAGCGUUGCAAGACGUCUACCAUAAAUCAAUGACCUUGAAAGAAGCUUGUAAACAGGCUCUUACCAUCCUUAAGCAAGUAAUGGAAGAAAAAUUAAAUGAAACCAACGUUGAGAUGGCGGUCGUAACCCCUGAAAAGAUGUUUCAAAUGUUUUCAAAGGAUGAGCUUCAGGACGUUAUAAAAGAGUUGUAGGUUUCUUGAUUGCCCUAUACAUCAAUGACCUUGGUAAAUAAAAUUUGAAUAUGUAAAACAUAUGGAAUAGUUUCGUUGAUUUGGCUAUUAGUUUUAUAUUGACAGCUAUAUCUUCGUUGAAGGCUACUUUGAAGGGAAACGAUAUUAGCUAUCAGCUAAUCAUGGCAAGUAGGCUUUGGGACCGCUUCCAUGUGGCAUUACGAUAGUGGAGUAAAUAAAAUCGUUGGUUCCUUUCGCUUUUCAAUAUAACGUCAAACGUUUUACUGCUGAAUUGACAACAACCUAUCCGGUUGCAUAGAAAUGAUGCAUCCAAUAUAAUAAACAAACGACUGUGUCAGAGUAGAGCAGAAAGAAAUUGCUCUUUCAGUAGCCCCUUUCGAUGUUUAAUGUAUUAUUUUGCCAUGGGCAAUCUGCAAUUUUUUACCAAACCUAAAAUGUGCUAAAAUUGAUGUCAAACCACUAUACUAUCAAUUUACUGCCAUGGCUAUUGAUUUCACCGCUACUUCUCUGAGUCUUCUUCCUUUAUAGGUACCGGUUGACCUUUGUAGAAAGACGUUUCAGAGAAGAGAAACCACAGUUUACCAGCCCAAAGUAGAG
Dimorphilus gyrociliatus is the source of this 1443-nucleotide messenger RNA. NCBI's taxonomy places the organism in Eukaryota, Metazoa, Annelida, Polychaeta, Dinophilidae. The record is from the annotation of a GenBank genome assembly.